CCGAAAAAUUCUUUGGCGCGUGUUUUUCCUCCCCUUAGUCUUCGGGAACCCUAGGCAUAAUUGUGUCUUUCUCCUCUCCUCAUCACACGAUCUCUUCACGUUCCCUCUCCUCACACAAUCUCCUCUUCCCGAUCUCCUCACACGUUUUUGCCUUCCACCCCUUUGCACGAACCCCUCUCCUCAAAACUCCUCUCUGCCUAAACCUCUCUCGCUGAACAUCUCCGACGAACCCCUCUCCUGGAACCUCUCCUUCGAACUCCUCUCAGACUAACCCUCUCGUGGCUCAUCCUUUGCUCCUGUCGACUCAUCUCUCACUCUCUUGGCGGUUUCCUCGGCGAUCAAGCGAGAGGCGGCAUGGGAUUCUUUAGGAGCCUCACCCGACUGCCCAGCCCAACUAGGUUCGGCUUCAGUUCCACAUCCAAGCAGGUCACUGAGGGUGUCGACGCUUCCAAGCAGACCGUUAUCGUCAUCGGUUUGUCCAUCCCUAGGAUCUGGAGAAUCACUCUUUGAAAAUCUGUUCUUGCUUAAGCGAGCUUGGCUUUUUUCGAACUCUAGCUUGAUUCGUGUUUUAAUGCACAGAUCUGAUUUGUUUCUGACUUCAUUUUGGUGCCUAAUUCAUCCAAACUCCCACUCUUUCCUCGCUGCUCGUUUGGUGAUGGCUCCUUUUUAUAUUGAAAAACCUUUUAAAAUGUUAACUCUUAUUUUAAUUUACUAAUGUUGCUUGCUGAUCGCUAUACUAAUAUUAUGUCAAUGAAUGAUAAUCUCUCUUCUAGAUUUUGCUGAUUGCCUACACCAAAAUUCUGGAUUCUUGAAUUCGUUUCAAAUUGCUCGAAGACGGCAAAGAGAUCCAUCGUCGGAUCAUCAGUCACAGGUAUUUCGCCGGAAACUAUUCUCUUCUCGAAAAGAUUGUUCAGAUGUACAUAUCAUGCGGCGAGAUUGAGUCUGCCCGUCUCGCGUUCGACGAUUUACUGCAACCAAGUGUCUUCCUGUGGAACGCCAUGAUCAGGGCUUACGCUUGGAAUGGGCCCUUUGGUCGUGCCGUUGAGCUAUACCAGAGAAUGCUCGAUACAGGAAUCGAGCCGAACAAGUUCACAUUUCUGUUUGUCUUGAAGGCUUGUUCAGCUAUGGAGGCACUUGCGGAUGGAAUUCUGAUACACGAGCACGCCAAGAAGGCAGGGCUGGAACUGGAUGUGUUUGUGUCUACUGCUUUGCUCGACAUGUAUUUGAAAUGUGGCUGCUUAGAGGAUGCACACGAGGUGUUCUGCAGAAUGCCCCAAAAAGAUGUUGUUGCAUGGAACGCUUUGGUCUCUGGUUAUACACUGAAUGGAAGGUACCAAGAAGUAGUUCGUUGUCUUCUUCAAAUGCAACGGACAGGAAACAUACCGAACCCUUCCACAAUAGUGGCCCUCCUACCUAUCGUCGGCCAAGCGAAGGCCCUGAUACAAGGAAAAAGUAUCCAUGCAUUCUGUAUCAGAAGACGCAUCGAUAAAGGCGAUGUUCUGGUUAAUACUGCAUUGUUGGACAUGUAUGGAAAAUCCGAAUGCUUGGUUUGUGCUCGUAGAAUAUUCGACAGCAUGAGCUUCAGGAACGAGGUGACAUGGAGUGAGAUGAUCGGAUGCUACACUCUGUGUGGCAGGAUGGCGGAGGCAUUGCAAAUUUUCAGUGGAAGUAGUGGGAUUGGAGCUGAAACUGCAAGGGUUAUGGCCCUCAGAGGAGCACAUGUCAUCAUUGGAGCAAGGAACAUGGAAGCUGCCAAUGUGGUAAAGGAGAAUAUCCAACAGAGUAUUCCAUCUGCCAAAGUUGAUGUCUCGAAGCUUGAACUUAGCUUACAAAAGUCUGCCCGAGCCUUCGCAGACAGAUUCAUUGAAAGGAAUCUACCCCUCAACAUCUUGAUAAACAAUGCUAGCGUGAUGAACUGCCCUUAUAAACUCUCAGAAGAUGGUAUAGAGAUGCAAUUUGCUACAAAUCAUCUGGGUCACUUUUUGUUGACAAAUCUUCUACUUGAGAAAAUGAAAAAUAUAGCAAAGGAGUCAGGAAUCGAAGGGCGUAUUGUGAAUCUAUCAUCUGUAGCUCACAUUGGGAUUUGAAAAUGGCAAUAGAAAAGAUUGUAAGCAAGUUCAUUAUGCGUCUUCCCUACUAAAUCUAUUAUGCCUUUAUGGUCUUUAUUAUGCCUCUGUCCUUUAUUGUCGCAACAAUAAUUUAUUAUUACAUUUAUAUACACUACAUCAUUGCAGAAAAAAAUCAAUUGUUGUACAACAAAAUUUGGAUCUUUAAAUAUGAAUCUGCAUCAUCAAAGAAAAAGAAGUGUUGUCCAAAGAAAUAACCCAAUUAUUUCAUCAAGUGUGCCAAGGUCAUUGCAUCUACUGUACUGUUAUUGUAAGCAUGCUCUAAAUGAUGAAACAAAUAUAUCAAUGAUUUGUGAGCAUGGUUUCUUUGACGAUGAUUAUGAAAUCCUUGUGCACCUUGAAGAUAUCAUUCCUUUUUAUCAUUUGGAUCUCAUAACUGCAAAUUGUAUAGUAAUUUACAUGUGGUAAGUCUUCUUAUUCUAUUUGUUUACCAUAUAAAUUAUAUAAACUUUAUUAAUUUAGCAUUGUAACAUUCUUCAUUUUGAAAUGGUAGGCAUCUUUAUAAAAAAGCUAAAAACAUAUAACAAUGCCCACAAAAUUAGAUUUGUGAAUCCACACAUUAUCCCAUAUGUGCCAUGUGUGACUUGACUGGACAAAAAUAGCAAAAUCAAGCACUUGAAUAAAAGAGCUAGUGUUUUGGCAGAUAAGCUGAGUCAAGCAUCAAGAAAUCAACUAAUUUUAGUGCCACAUAGUGUUGGGUAAGUAAGACUUAUAAUAUCAGUUUUAAUUUAUUAUUUCGAGAAAUAUGCAUGCAAUAAUUAUGUGAUUUGUGCAUAGUUAUCAUUGGAUUCUCACUAUCAUUGAUCCAUAUAAGGAGACAGUUUAUUUGUUGGAUUCGCUUAGUCAUCGCAUUCGUGACGAGGACUGGAAAUACGUAGUGGAUAUGUGAGUACAUAUUUUAAUUUUAUUAAGCAUUUUUUUAAUCAGUAAAGCUCUCAUAUGUCCAUUCUUAUUGAUGUAUAAAGGAGCAUAAGAUUGUUUAAUUCAAACAAGGAAAAAAAGG
This is a messenger RNA of Zingiber officinale, 3129 nucleotides long. RefSeq names its product pentatricopeptide repeat-containing protein At3g16610-like. The transcript is spliced from 4 exons. Lineage: Eukaryota; Viridiplantae; Streptophyta; Magnoliopsida; Zingiberales; Zingiberaceae. Gene Ontology annotation, molecular function: protein binding; RNA binding. The coding region runs from base 915 to 2087 and encodes 390 amino acids. The record is from RefSeq and is a predicted model, not a curated record. Gene Ontology annotation, biological process: RNA modification.